UCUUCCCCUGCAGAUGCCCAGAGGCGGCGCCCCCCUGCUCGCCUCCCUGCUCCUCGCCGCGGCCCUGUCGGCUACCCUGGGGCUCGGGUCACCGGUGAAGGAAAAGAGGGGCUGGACCCUGAACAGCGCCGGCUACCUUCUUGGUCCACAUGCCAUCAACAACCACAGGUCCUUCCAUGACAAGCUCGGCCUCGCUGGCAAGCGGGAGCUCCAACCCGAGGACGCCGCCAGGUCAGGUUUAGGGAGCUGGGACAGGCCACUGCCCGAGAGUGAGACUGUGCGCGCCAUCAUGGAGCUCCUGACUCUCUCGCAUCUCAGAGAGGCCGGGGCCCCGGUGCCUGCACUCCCGGCAGCCAUGUCCUCAGAAGACGCAGAGCAGGCAGCCGGUGAAGUCAGACUUUAGGGGCCGGGCCGGCUGGCCCCUCGGCGCAGAGGGACGUCCGUGCUGCCUGCCUUGGCACCGUGUUGUCAUUAUUUUGACUCUCCCCUUGGUCAUUACUUUGAGCGGCAAAAUAAAAACCAGCACGCACUCUC
Molecule: messenger RNA, 534 nt
Organism: Artibeus jamaicensis (Jamaican fruit-eating bat)
Lineage: Eukaryota; Metazoa; Chordata; Mammalia; Chiroptera; Phyllostomidae
Gene: GAL
Product: galanin and GMAP prepropeptide
Exons: 5
Coding region: 14-403 (129 amino acids)
Cellular component (GO): extracellular region
Molecular function (GO): hormone activity
Source: RefSeq, a predicted model, not a curated record